Messenger RNA from Mycena citricolor, 2293 nucleotides. The record is from the annotation of a GenBank genome assembly. Lineage: Eukaryota; Fungi; Basidiomycota; Agaricomycetes; Agaricales; Mycenaceae.
AUUCAAUCUCCUCACGUCCAUAUCAGUCGCUGAGUGCUAUCAGCGCCUUUCGGACGGUACCCUGCGAAUUCGAACUUCUCAAGUGACGCGACCUGGACGGAUGAUCUGUCAAGCAUCUAUCUCACACUUCUUCCAGUCUUCAUCGCAGGAGCGCAGCGCUUUUCUGAUUCAUGAGAAGGAACGCAGACUAGCUCGGUGCCCAGUGCCACAUGACAGGUUGCACGUUAUGCGGCGUAUCUGACCAAUGGACUCGCAUCAUCCUUCUCCCCGAUUCAAUUUAAAAAGCUUGGGAGCCCACCCUGUAAACUUCGCUAUUGGCAGAUUCCUCACAUGGCUCCCUACGAUAUCAUCUUUGCUGGCGGCGGGACGGCAGCGUGCAUCAUCGCCGGGCGACUGGCUGCGGCGGACCCGACCCUGAAGAUCCUGAUCCUGGAGGCCGGGAAGCACACCAAGGACGUCAAGACGCACCAGCAGCCAGGGCGCUAUUUUGCGAAUCUGGUGGGGGGCGGAGACAGCUUCACCUACCACGACACGGUUCCCAGCAAGGCGUUGGGGAACCGCCCGUAUCUGCUGCCCUCCGCCAAGGCGAUGGGUGGAGGAAGCAGUGUGAACUUCAUGAUCUACACGCGCGCUUCGCCUUCCGAUUACGAUGACUGGCGCGAUCUGGGCAACCCGGGGUGGGGUGCUGAGGACCUAACUCCGCUUUCGAACAAGGCAGAGUCGUACGAAGAUACUGCGGCCGCCAACCACGGCACGUCGGGGCCCAUCAAGGUCUCGACGGUAGAGCACACGGGGAUUCGGAUCGGGACGCAGUUCCUGGAUGUUGCCACUGCGCGUGAUCCGGAGCGUGGAACGACAGACGACACCAACUCGCUCACGCGCUGGAACCGGUACAUGUCGCCGCAGACGGGCCACCGAUCGGACGUCGCGCACCAUUACAUCUAUAAUCAGCUGGACCAGAACAAGAACCUCGAGGUCCGAGCGCACUGUCGUGUCAAGCGGGUGAUCAUCGAAGGUGACAAAGCUGUCGGAGUGGAGUACAUCAGCCAUGCACCGGGUGACCCAAACGCCGACGUCGUCGUGUCGGCGUUUGGAUCCCUCAUCGUCGUGGCUGGAGGUGCGUUUGGAUCCCCAGCGAUUCUUGAGCGCUCGGGCAUCGGUGCACCCGCGCUGCUCAAGUCCCUCGACAUCCCAGAGGUCGUCGCGCUUCCCGGCGUGGGAGAGAACUACAACGGCGCACCAGACCACAACCGGCUGUUGAACGCCUAUCACACGUCUGACGACGAGGUCACCAUGGACAAGAUCUUCCGGGGAUUGGACAGCGAUAUCAAGCCCUUCGAGGACCAGUUCCUGGCGCAAGGGAAGGGGAUGAUGGCCCACAACGGCGUUGAUGCUGGGAUCAAGAUUCGACCGAACGCGAAGGACUUGGAGUCUCUCGGCCCGGCCUUUGCCGACCGCUGGGCGAAUUUCUUCGCGAACAACCCCGACAAGCCAGUGAUGUGGAUGGGGCCGCUUGCCGGAUACUGCGGAGAAAAUCCCAAUGUAGGCCAGGGCAACUUCUACGCGGUGGGAUACUACACGCAAUACCCCUCGUCGACCGGACGGACGCACAUUGUCUCGUCCGACCCGUACACCCCGCUGGCGAUCGAGCCCGGUUUCCUCAACACCGACGACGACGUGGCCGUGCUCCGGUGGUCGUACAAGUGGACCCGCGAAAUCUCCCGGCGCAUGGACGGGUACCGCGGCGAGUUCGCCCCGGACCACCCGCAGUUUGCGGAGGACAGCCCCGCGGUGUGCGUGCGGACGGUAGGGCCCGUCGCGCUUGACGCGCCGGAUAUCGUGUAUUCGGCAGCAGACGAUGAGGCGAUCGACACCUUCCAUCGCGCCUUCGUGGGUACCACGUGGCACUCGCUCGGGACGUGCGCGAUGAAACCACGGGACCAGAACGGCGUGGUCGACUCGCGGCUGAAUGUUUACGGCGUGAAGAACCUGAAAGUGGCCGACAUGAGUAUCGUGCCGACGAAUGUGUCCGCGAACACGUACAACACUGCGCUGAUCGUCGGGGAGAAGGCGGCGCUGAUCUUCGCCGAGGAAUUGGGGAUCAAGGGCGUCUAGAUCGAGGCUUCUAUUGGACAGGGAGAAUUGGCAACUACUUGUACUUUUAUGUCCCAAAGUGUACAAUUUGGGUAGAAUGGUCAUACAUCGCGGGGAUUGAGAGCUUUGCUUGCUUGAAGUUGCGUUCGUUGCUCGAGGCCGCCUUGAUUCAACUUCGAUGUCAGCUCCAGGAGACGCC